Plectropomus leopardus (leopard coralgrouper) is the source of this 2201-nucleotide messenger RNA. It is a transcript of the gene cdkn1a, whose product is annotated as cyclin dependent kinase inhibitor 1A. Gene Ontology annotation, molecular function: cyclin-dependent protein serine/threonine kinase inhibitor activity. Gene Ontology annotation, cellular component: nucleus; cyclin-dependent protein kinase holoenzyme complex. Gene Ontology annotation, biological process: negative regulation of cyclin-dependent protein serine/threonine kinase activity; signal transduction by p53 class mediator; regulation of G1/S transition of mitotic cell cycle. NCBI's taxonomy places the organism in Eukaryota, Metazoa, Chordata, Actinopteri, Perciformes, Serranidae. The record is from RefSeq and is a predicted model, not a curated record.
ACCCAGCCGCUGAAGCUGUAUUUGAUUCAUUGGAGAGGGUGGGCUCAAUAACAUUAACCCGGGGCAUAUUUUACACCGCAAACAUUAAAAACAAGGAGGCAGAUAAACAACCUUCAUUCAGCAAGUUUGAAUUAAGAAGACUUUCAACUGGACUGCAGACGACUGAGAAUUGUAGAACGAUGGCUACUCAUAAGCGGAUCCUGAGCGCACUGGCGAACGGCCCUGCCCGGCGAAACCUGUUCGGCCCAGUCGACCGAGAGCAGCUGCAGGCGGAGUACCAGGCCGCCCUGCGAAAAGACCUGGACGAGGCUUGCCAGCGAUGGGGCUUCGACUUCUUCUCGGACAAGCCUCUAGAGAGAAGUGAUUUCCAGUGGGAGGGCAUCCCAGGCACCAAGGUCCCGCUGCUGUACCGAUCCUGCAUGCUCAGUGUGGGACACGCAGGAGGCCAGAGGGCGGCUGAGGCCACAGUGAAGCCCAAAGGAGGAAGGGCGUCGUCGAUACAGAGUGAGAAGGAGAACAUCCCAACAUCGCGUCAGAGGUGUGCACUCAACGUGGAGAACUUGGAGAAAACGCCAGAAAAAAGAGAGAGCACGGGGCUGAAGAGGAAGCAGACAAACAUUACAGAUUUCUACCAGGCGAAAAGAAGAGUAGUUGGGAUGCCGCGCAAAUCCGGCGAGUAAUUUUCGGUGCAGCUUUCUGCAAAAGGUGCCAAUAUCCCCAGAGAUCCACACAAACAGUGCAACACUCAGGAAAUCUCCAGUCUGCACAGACUCUGCUGCACAGUCACUCAGUGAUUCAUCUGACAACAGAAGGGACCUCAGCUACACGAUAACAUAUCACUAUCAGGUUAAUUAGGGUACUGUAUUUACUCUGAGGGGGGUUGGUGUUUUUCCCAGUGGUGAGAAGGGGACAUUUGAGCAGAGAAGAUUAACGGUAAUCUCUGGAAUCAGUGGAUUUAUACUCAUUUGGAUCACGGGGAUGCCAAAGUGUUGACUGACAUUUCCUACUGUACAUUCCACCGGCUGAAAACGUCUGCUCUGUAGAGAGUGGACAUAUGAUGGAUGAACGUAAUACUGUAUACACUUGAAACAGAUGUCAUGUCGGUUAUAAUCAUCAAGAAGUGUCUGUGGCAAAUCUGCAGAAUGAUCAAAAAUGGGUGAAGCCCUUUUGGCUCCUUGUUUAAAAUCCACUAGUUUUUUUUUACAAUGUUUUUUCAUGUAAAUCAUGAGGGCUAGGAGUCGUUUUUUUGUGUAUUAUACUUAAUAUAUCAGGACGUACUGUCUGUUUUUUUUCUACCAUCAUGUACUCAAAGGAAUAUGCUUGAAGAGUUUUGAUAUCCUGCACGUGCAGUCGCUUUGCUUUAGAUUUAAAAUGACAGAAGUGCCAUCAUGUCCUCUUCAGUUCCUUCCAUCUGUUGUAUGUCGACAGAUUUUCAAAGCAGAUCUCCACAAGUGCCCUGUCCGGACUCUGACUUGUGUACAGCACCUGAUAUUGUAGGUUAGGAGUGCAGCACCAUGUCCUUGAAACACUUAAAAACACUUAUAUUUAGGUUUAUUUAGAUAUAUAUCAGAGAUUUAUCUAUGUAGUUAAAUACAGCACUGUUAAGUAGCACAAUUAAAAAAAAACAUUGCAGUAUUGCACAUACAUCUGAUCGGUGCUGUAUCCAAAGCACCCUGUAUCAAGUGCCUUUAUGGUAUUUGACUCGGUAUUUGAAGCUCCAUUUAGGACAAUCAGAAGACAGUGUUCUCAAAUGUGUUAUUGACUAAGCUAAGGCUAAAGUGCUAUUUUCUUUUCCAUUUGGACGCAAUGUGCAAUUGUAACAAUGUGUCAUUAUCUGCCUCAAAACAAAUGUUUGUUCUUGACACUUAGUCAUGCCUAUGUUGGCAAAUCCUGCUGCUAUGGUUAAUCUGAAUGGGUGUCAAACAAGGUCACUGUAAUGCUAAUCCUUACCAACUGACAGCUUAGAAAUGUUCACUGUCGCCGCUGCAAAUACAAAGCUAAGCAAAUCACAGCAUUGCCCCAAACAUUGAAUGCACUUCUGUUUGUAGAUGCUUGUGCACAGGUCCUAAAUAUUGUGUUAUGUUAAAAGCUACAAAUGAAAAAGAUCUAUCCUUAUUUAUUGCGAGAAACUAUGCUUUGUGUUAAUUUAGGGUUUUUUUGUAAUUAUUGUGAGAAUUACAAAUUCCAAUAAAAUGUUAAAA